Molecule: messenger RNA, 11620 nt
Organism: Caenorhabditis auriculariae
Lineage: Eukaryota; Metazoa; Nematoda; Chromadorea; Rhabditida; Rhabditidae
Source: the annotation of a GenBank genome assembly
AUGUUGAAAAGAAGUGAAAUAAACUAUCAGACUGACGGAGCACAAAUGGAGUCGUCGGCUCUCUCCAAGAGUUCAAGCCCGCAAUUCCGAUUGUGUCCCGUGAAGUCAGAAAUUUUCAGUAUUAUGUAUAUAUAGUUUUUUUUUUCUGUGAAAUCCAAAUUUGUCAAGUUGUUCAUUUAUUCCCUUUUGGACACUACAUUGAAGACUCUUUGAAAUCAUACAAGGUUUUUUUUUAAUUCAGAGGUAAAAUAUACACAGCUUCAUUGAUUUAAAAAAAAUGUUUCAAACUUGAUAUAAAAACUUCUCCUUCGCAUCAUCUUCUUCUUCUUUCGAAAUCCAGUUUUAAUUUCCCGCUCUUUCAAAUUCCAAAAUAACUCCGCCUUUCUUUGAAAGAGGAGGUAAGUGCGCCCCACCGUAAUGGCAUCCUGCCAAAUGGGAAAACAAGAAAUACACACUUUUUUCUUGCAUUUCAACUAACUAUGAGUAAUGCCCUCAGAACAAAAUGCGAAUUUAUAUACUGAAUGAUAAGCUUUAUCAUGGUGUCAUCUUGUUAAUGAUUUUAGCUCAAACGGCUUCGUUUGAGCUAAAAUGUCAGACGAGUCGACACAUUUAGUUCAUUUUCCGGUUUCUAUCGUUCGCUCAUACCAUUUACGCUGCAAAACUGUUUUUUCAACCUCUUAUUACGUAAUUUGUGAUUUAAGAUUUUCAGUAUUGUUGCAAAUGACCAUACCGUCAUGUCAGACGAAUCCUCGUUGAAAAUUUUCAACCGACGCCAGUCUUCUCUGGACUCGGAAAAUUCUCGUGAUGUGUUCGAUCAGCCAGAUAUUGAAUCAGGUGCAUUUUUAAUUUGUAUAACUGUUUUUCAUUCCGAGUCUGAUUUUUAGUUUAAAAUGCAUGGGAGACUAUUUUCUCGUAGUUUGUAGAGAAAGUUGGAUUUCACAGAAAAAAAGCUUUAAGAGGCAUGAUGAUUUGAGCUCAAAGGUCAAAGGGGAGUCGAAUGAAUUCUAAUUCCUAUCAACUUAGGAGUUUUUUUGUGAUUUGCGUUUUUCAGACAAGGGGGAUGUGACGUCACGACCUGAGAGCAGCGCCUCGACGAGCAACGGCUCGGCUCCGAGGCCUCGGAGCCGCGACGAAUUCGGAGAAGACGGAGCUCCGCUGCUCAACGUUCACAUCCCGACGCAGACCAAGAAGGCUCAAAAAAGGAAGCAUAUAAGGUAUGGAAACCGUACAUAGACUUGGUACGUGAUUUUCACUUGAAAUUCUAUUUUUUUUUAAAUAUGUAACUGAUUUUGCUUGUGGCGGUCUCUAAUCAGUUUCCAGCAACUUCUGAUAACUAGAAAGUUGAGAAGCUCCUGAUUAAAGCAAAAAUAGCUGCUCUGUUCAAAAUCUUUGUGAAGUUGGGACAUGUAUCUUGAAUAGGAGUUUUAAUAGGAUAUGUUUUUCGAACUGAUUUUCAAUUUAAUUUCUGAUGAAUGCCUAAUUAUCUCUGACUCUCCAAAAUUUAAUUAUGUUUAUCACUCUCUGACGAUCAUUAUAUGUGUCGCGGAGUCCCUAUCAACACGGCAGGACUUUCGAAACCGUUAAUAUCGAGUUAUUUUUAUUAAAUUUAUAUAUAAUCUUUUUUCUUUUUAAAGAAUACAUUCGGAAAGGAAGAUGAGAACCUGAAACAAGAGCCGAAAAAAAUAUUUGUAAUCGAAACGUUGAGAAAAAAAAUAAUUCUCAACCUGGUGUCAUUAAGAUCAAGAUAACAUAAUUCUUUGUUAUCAGAAACAGAGAGCAAUGAAAUUUUUCUUCAGGACUUCCUUUGAUGAUGAGACUUUGGAUCAAAGCGCUCAGGAAGCCCAACGGAGGGAGAAAGAACGAUUGGAAAGAUUGGAAAAGAGUCGACAGGUUUUUUUUGACAUUUUUUUGUUCUUACAGAAUGAGAUAGAACGGGAAAAAUGAAUCUUUGAGUUUAUGUUUCGAUUCCAGAACAAUGCGAGCGACCACAUCUCGCAGAUGCAGGCUCUCUUCCAGAACACGAACCCCUUGCCGCAGCUCACCCUGGACAGUUCCGACUUUGAACCUGAACUUUUCGGGGUAUCCAAAUACUCUAUUUUUCAUUUUAAAAAAAUGAUUACGCUGAAAAAAAGUGAUACGACUAGAGGGCGUAUUUUUUCGUAUUGAUUUUAAUUUCAUAAAUCAGCUAUAAAUUCUAAUUCAUUAAAAAUAAAUGGAAUAAAAAGCAAAAAGGUUUCUGAAAAAAAUUCGCUUAUGUCGUAGCACAGAAGAGACCAAAAUAAUCCUAUAAAACAAGAAGGAAUCUCAAAAAUCAGCAGAAAAUGUUUUCUUGAGUUCCAGUUUUCUACUCUAUGAAAAUAUUUUUUUGUUAAAGCUCAUAAGGAUUCCUCGAAUUUUCAGUAUCAGAAUGGUCAGCCGCUGCCGACCAACUACGACAAUGACAUUAUCGAGUUGAAGCAUAUGGGCGGCGGUUUUCCGGGUCCUUCCAAUGCGAAUUCUUCCGCUUCGAAAGCUCCUCCCGAGGUGAUUCAGUCGAUUUUUCAUCAAUUGAUCGAGAAAAAAAAGAAUUAGGCAUGUCAGGAUAAUAUUUUCUGCCUCAAAUUUCAAAAGAAAGAGUGUGUCUUCAAAGUUUUAUUCAAGAUCAUCGACUUGUCCAGUGACGAAGAAGAAGAGUUUCCCAGACGAAUCGUUCCAAGAAUCACUUAUUCUUCGAAUAAUAGCAUCGCUAGCGGCUAUGGUUCGUUUUGAAACUUCCAGUUAUUGUCAAGAAAGUUGUUUUUCAGGCCGAAGAAAUCGUUGGGCGACUGCCGAAAAAGACCGAGUAAGUUUGAGGAUCGAAAAAAAAUACUAAAAAAAAAUUUGGAUAUAUAAAAAAUACUGCAGAAUAUUUUUCUUUUACACCGAGAAGUCUUCAGAAAAGACUUCCAGGGAUGCCCAGAAAAAAAGAUCUUCUUUGUUGGCAAAAAAAUGCUGGGAAUAAAAGAGGAUUUUCGUUUUCAUUCAUUCCAGUAGAGUUUCGGAUUUUAGGCGGAUAAUGAGCAGAUGGAAGCUCAGUACAAAAAAGAACAGGCGCGAAUUCAAAGGAUGCGACAGUUUCACAACAUUGAGAGCACUGAAACGACCACUUCUGGACGGCUACUCGUUAAUUCGGGUGCUUUUCAUUUUAUAUUUGUACGCAAAAAAGCGAAAAAUGUAAUGAAUUUGAGUAAAUUAGAGAAUUGUCUUGUUUGGGAGGCGAUAACUUAAAAAGAAAUGCGUUUUUCAUAGUUUUAUGUGACUUUAUUCAAAGUGGAGAAACCUUUUUUUCCGAGUCUUCAAUUGGAAAGACGAGGAAGAGCAAUACCAAAAAUUCUAAAAAAUGGUUUUUUCGACAGGUUUCUGAUUGAAGAAGCAGUUUUAUUGAUACAAUUUUUUUUUCUGAUUUGAAAAUUCACUUUUUUCAAGCCUUGAAAAGAAUGAUCUUUCUGCAGGUCAUCCAUCCGAAGAGCCCGAUUUUUACGUCGCUCCCCACCUGACCCAUGUUCUGCAGCCACAUCAACUUGGCGGCGUCCGAUUCAUGUGCGUAAAAAAAUUUAAAAAAAUAUUCCAAUUUUUCAUAAAUAUUAAAGAUUCGAACGGAAUAAAUCAAAAUUUUUUUCCAGGUUUGACAACAUUGUCGAGUCCCUCGAAGAGUAUAGAUCGUCUCCUGGGUUCGGUUGUAUUUUGGCGCAUUCGAUGGGGUUGGGGAAAACUAUUCAGGUUUUCUGCUUGCUUAGAUAGUUUCACCUUCUAUGAUUUCUACAGGUCAUCACCUUCACCGAUGUGUUCCUUCGAGCGACCCAGGCGAAAAAGGUUCUGAUUAUCGUGCCAAUAAACACGAUCCAGAACUGGAACGCCGAGUUCGACAAAUGGAUGCCGAGGUUGGUUUUUAAACAGUUUUCAGUUUAAUAUUGAUUUUUGAGAAAAAAAAGUUUUAGUCAACGCUGCUAGAAAUUUUCUAUUUCUGAAAAAACGUUUAAAAAGUCUGUUCCUGCUUUUUCAAAAGUAUGAGAAUAAGAUCUUGAUUUUUUUUUUUUUGAAUGGUUCAAGUCUCGAAAUAGAGAAAUAGUACAUUCAAAAAAAUAAUUUUCGAAAAUCCUUACAUUAUAUUCGUAAUAAAAAUUUCUUUUUAUUCUCGGUUUUUUUGGUAGGGAGUAUUCUCAACGAAGUAUAAUAAAACCUUAUAUAAUAACUUUAAAAUAUCAUCAUUUAUCACCCACUUGCAGGUUUUCAACAUCGGGGGAAGCGAUACGAUCUUUCGAAGUGUUUUUGUUUGGAGAUUCCGUCAAAUCUUUCGAUCAACGUGUCAAUCUCAUCGGUUUCGUCAUCAACUUCGACUAGAAAAACACUCGGACGUUUUUCAGAACAAUGGGAAACGAAAGGCGGCGUCCUGUUGAUCGGAUACGACAUGUUCCGGUUGUUGAUCAGGAACACGCAGCCGAAAAAGAAGAAGGAUCGGAUAAAGCUGAACAUGAACGGGGUGUCAAACGGCGGCAAGGAGGCCGACGAUUUCAUUGAGGAGGCUGAAGUUGGAUACACGCCAAGCGGUCGUGUCAAACAAGAGGCUCAUCAAUGUAAGCACCUCUCUCGAAAAGUUACUUUGGUUAAAGAACUGCAAAAAGGCUUAUCCGCCAUACCUAGUUGAGAAAUUCUGACCUCUGCGUAUCUUUUUUUCUCACUGUCGAUGUCUGAAACUUGGAAAUAGCGCGUACAUGUGAGAGCUUCGUUGGAAGCACAGAGAAUGCAGAGUGCUCCAAACAUUUGAAAAGUGAGGCAAUAAGUAAAAAAAUCUUUUAAAAGGCUUUCUUCUUUCAUUAGGACCACUGUAAAUGCAUUUUUUUUUUCUUCGCAUUCUAAAUUUGUAACGCCUUGCUUCCACAAAUCCUUUUCAUUGAUCUGGAGGGAAAAAUCUUGGAGUCAGUUCCUAGUGACUGAAGUUGAAAUGAUUUGAAAUCGUCGAUUUCUCUGUUCCUUUACAGUGAUUCGCCAAGCUCUGCUGGACCCCGGACCAAAUUUGGUUAUUUGUGAUGAAGGACAUAAGAUCAAAAACCUGAACACGGAUAUCGCCACCUCACUGAGUUCCAUCAAAUCGAGGUCUCAUCAUAAGAAUGAAAAAUCAUCCGUUACUGAAUUAUUCUCCAGAAGACGCGUCGUUUUGACCGGCUACCCACUGCAGAACAACCUGAUGGAAUAUUACUGUAUGGUGGAUUUCGUGCGGCCGAAAUAUCUUGGCGAGAAGAAAACUUUCGCCGAUCGCUUCGAAAGGCCAAUCAAGAACGGCCAAUGCGUUGAUUCGACUCCCAGUGAGUCUUUUGUGAAAUGGAUUUUUUUGUUUAGCUAUACUUUAAAAUAAAUUAGUUCAUACAUUAUUUGUACGUGUGUAAUAUUGAUUUUCCUAAUGAUAGUUUUCAGUUUUGGUAGACCGUACUGAUUAUUUUCAUAAUUUUAAAACAAUUGGUUAGUUAUAUUUUUAAUUUUUAGUGCUGAUUCUUUUUGUGUUGUGCUAUUUUUCCUUUUUAUGGGUAACCGAUGAUCGUGCCGAGAUUAUGUUCUUCGAGUUUCAUACUUUCAUUUUGAAAAAAAAUUGCUUUAGUUAUUUUCAAUAAGUUGAAUUUUACCGAAAUAUCACGCUUAAAGAACAAAGUUCGAAAAAUCACUAAAUGAAGUUCAAAAAAAAGAACAAACGAAAAAGUUUUGAUUAUAGUUUUUAUAUGUACACAUCACGUGCUCAUUCCGCUAAACACAAAAAAAAUAAUGCAUUCUUAACUUUUUUUUUACUUUUCGACUCAUAAUCUUCAAUAAAUGGUCCCUUUUUUUAGUCCUCAGAGAAUUUCAUGAAAUCAGUGACUACCGCAAAAACUCUAGAAUUUCGAAACUAAAUUGAUUUUUUUUAUAGACGGAGAUAAAUAAUAGUAUUUCUUAUUUUUUCAGAUGAUAUCAAGUUGGCGCGGCAGCGAACUCAUGUACUCGUUGAGAUGUUGAAGGGUUUUGUUCAAAGGUUUGGGAUAUUUUCAGAGUUUUUUUAGUAGGGAACAGGGCUUUUGGUAAUCGUGAUAGAGUUUUGUUGUGAACGAUAUUGAAUUUCACUGACUAGGGACCGUUUUUUCAGCCCCUUGCAAUAGAUCUUGGUUUCGAUUUAUGAAGCUUAAAAAGUGUGCAAAAAUUGCGAUUUUUUUUUUUAGAAGAACGCACAUAUUGCUGAAAUCAAUCCUGCCUCCAAGCAAAGAAUAUGUCGUUCUACUACGCAAAAGUAAUAUUCAGCGGCUGUUGUACAGGUUUUUGUUUUAUUUUAUUUUUUUGAAUAUCCUUAUCUUAGUUUUUUUUAAGUCAUUGAAAAAUUCUAUUUUCAUUCUCUAUUUUUCUUUUUUUGAUUCGUUUUCAGAUAGAUUCAAAUAUUUAAUCCUUGAAAGAACUUUUGUGGAUUUCAGAAGCUUCGUCCUCUACGCCAAGGCUGAACUAAGUGCCGGCAACACGGGCAACGUUUUCAAUCCUUUAAAGGCUUUCGCCGCGUGCUCUAGGGUUAUUUUCAUGUUUUUUCUUCUCAAUUCAUUUUUUUUUUCUGCAGAUAUGGAACCAUCCGGACAUUUUGAAGAGUAUGCUGGACCGAAGAAAAGAGGAACGGAACAAGCGGAAUGAGCAAAUGGUUCGCUUUUUUCUCAAGAGUGCUUCUUAAAAUUGAAAACUAAAAAAAUGAAUGAUUUGAAAACAGAAAAGUUAGUAACUAUUUAAAUAUUAAACCUUUUGAAAUCUCGAGUUUAAGAGCUCUUUCCACUAAAUUCCCGAUUUCCGGAUGCUCGUGGCCAAAGAAAAAUGGACUAUUCGAAGCUCUGAAAAUGUUCCGCAGUCUUGAGAAAAAUAUGAAAAUUAGGACAGCUUGAUUUUUAUGAAAUUUAAAAAAACUUUAUUAUUUUUCUUCAUUGCUCAAUUUUUUGCACUUUGAAAAUUCAAGCUUCUGCCAAUAUCUUUCAAGCAUCUGUUGAAAGAAUUUCAGAAGGUAGAUAAUAGGGAAAAAAAAAUUCUUUCGGGUUCGCAGAACGAUUUAGAUUGAAGUUUCGCUUUUAGUGCAAAAUUUACCGUUAAAGUAAACGCAAAAGGACAAAACGUUUUUUUACAUAUAGAUAAUUCUGAUGACUCAUCCGACUUCAUUUAUCGUUAAAUCAAUGUUUUCUUUAAGAAUCAACAGUCCAACGUCGAUCAACAACAACAACAGCCUCAAAACGUCUAUCCGAACAAUCAGUUUGGAAAUGGCGGCGGUUUCAAUCAGCCCUACCAGAACAUGCCUCUUUUCGGCUUUCCCAACCAGUUUGGCCAACAAAAUCCGACAGGUUUCAACGGCUUCAACGGCCAUUGGGGCUCAUCUCCUGGAUCUUCUGGACAGUACUACGGCGCCGGAAAGUUAGUUUUUCCAGAAAAAAACAGUUUAUUUGUAGCUGUUAUAGUGAAAAAAAAACUGUGUUGGCUAAAAAGUUAUGAAACAGUUUGUAAAGCAAAAACUCUUCAGGGGAAAUGAAUAGGUUACUGUUAAAAGUGGAGGAAAAACAAUUUUUUAGGUUUUUUACUUCAAUUGCAAACAUAUGGUUUCAUUUUCUGAUUCAAAAUCGUCUAUUAAAGAAAAGUUUUAAAUAAAAAAAAGGCUCAAGGAAUAGCGAUUUUAUCCCAAUUUUUAUAUUCGCUGUUAAUCAAGGGGUCUUUUGUUUCAAUAGUUUUAAUUUCAGUGGAUUUUUCUCCAGUUAAAUGGAAAAUAACCAAAAAAUUUAGGCGGAAAUUAAUGAAACAAUCAUUUUUCGAUACAAUUUUCUUCUCGAAAAAAAUCAAAUUUCGGCGGUUCAGAAACGGCUCUGAAGAUCCUUUUGCGGCGGGAACUCCGACGAAAUCUAAAAGAAAAACAGGAAAAACGACUACGGGACGACUAACUUUGGCCAGUGCGCUUGUCGACGACGCCGACGCUGAUGAUCAGACGCUCAAAUAUGAUUGGGUCAGGGAAAUUGUCAUAAACUGGAAUAAUGAUUCUUCACACUGGACGAGAAUGCUUCCCAGAUUUAUUGAAAAACAGAGCUUAAAAUUUUUUUUCCAAGUUUUUCCCCAAAUUCAAAUUUUUUAAAAAUAUUCUUCGGAUUUCUUAUGAAAUGGGAAUGUGAAAUGUUUAGGCAGAGCAAUCAAUGAUGCACUACCAAAAAGGAGACGUCGAAAACGGGUACAAAUUGGCGAUCGCCCUCGGCAUUGUCGACGAAUGUGUGCGGAUCGGCGAUAAAAUGCUCAUUUUCAGGUUUUUAUCGAGAUUUCUCGCUUUCUUCUUCAUUUAUGAAGUUUUCAGCCAAAAUCUGACGGUUUUAUCCAUAUUGGAAGAAUAUUUGGAGCGCCGGCCGCUGACCAACGUCAAUGGAAACCAGGAACGAUGGGUCAAAAAUAGGAACUAUUUUCGUUCGUUUUUUUUUCUUUUUUGCUCCUUCAAUUCAAACCAUUUUUUAAUGUUCUAGUUCGGAAAGGCAGUUUUCAGGAUUUGAUGGUUCGACAAACGGAUCGGAACGAGAAAAGCUGAUCAACCGAUUCAAUAGCGAUAAUUCUGUGUAUUUAUUCUUGAUUUCGACUAGAGCUGGAUCUUUGGGUAUUAAUCUGGUGGGUUUUUUUGAAAAUUUCAAGUUUUGAAAAACGUUUAAUUAUUUUUUUAUAAUGGAAAAAGUUUUUUUGUAACUCAACUCGCUGAGAAUUAAAAUGCCUUUGGAAUGACUCAUAGCUGCGAAGCAGAUUUUUAAAGGUGCGCCCGACUCCAAACUGUUUGCGCAGAGAUGCCUUUUUAAAAAAAGCAGAGAUCAUAUUUGAGCGCGACCUUUUGAGCCAUUCCACCUGCGAGCAAUGCGAUUCAAGUUAAGAGUAAUUUAAUUUUGACUGAAAAUCAAGAAUAUUAAGUGAUUUUCAUUUGGAAAGCGCAAACCUGUGGAGCAAACCAGAAUUGCCCCGAAAGUUUCUGAGCAUUCCAUUUCAUCACUCAAAGGGCUGAUGCCGCUGAAAAAUGCACUAGAAAUGCUCAGAAUUAUCCGCGACGCGUCCGGUUGGCGCUACCGAAGAGAAAUCUCUUAAAUUCAAUUUUUUUUAAACAAUUAGUCCCGAUUGCCUUUUGCUUAAACGAUAAUUUUUUGAUUUUUUUUUUCUCAUUUCAUUUCGAACGUUUCAAGAAGGUGUUGAUUUGUAUCAAUUGUGAUAGUCUGGUUCAGCCAACCUAUUUUUUCUGACCACACUUUUUUUCCAAAAUUUUUUAUGAAGUUCCCUUUUUAGGUGUCCGCCAAUCGAUGUAUCAUUUUUGACGCUUGUUGGAAUCCGUGUCAUGAUGCCCAGGCUGUUUGUAGAGUUUAUCGGUUUUCGAGAUUUGGACUAUGUAAGGAAAAAAAGAUACUUUCAGAUACGGUCAGCAGCGUAGAACAUUCAUCUACCGCCUCAUUAUGGAUAACAGCAUGGAGCGGGCGAUUUUCAACCGGCAAGUCAGCAAACAGGGACUUCAGCGUGAGUUUUGAUGAGGUCCAUUCGGAUAGUUGGAAAAUGGCUUUCCUCUUGGAGAUUUUACAUGUGCCAAUUUUUUCAAUAUAGGCCGUUUUCCACGUUUUUAAAGUACAGGACUUCUCUGCGCCCUCCUAGUUCUCAUCUUGACUUGCUAUUUUCUUGUCUCUGUCUUUAUCGUUGAGAGAAGUAAAUCCUCGAAAACUGUCUAGUUGCGGCGGACGGACUAUGAGCACUGGGAAAGAUUCAGAACUUCCUAUAAGAAGAUCUGAAAAUAGCAACCAAUUGACCCCUUUUUUGAUGAAUAACAUAAAUCAAUUCAGUUCAAAUCUGAAAUCUUCAGAACGGGUCGUUGACGACGCCCAGGUCGACACCAACAUCACUCAAAAUGAACUCGAAACUCUACUCGUUUAUGAUGUAAUUAGAGUAUUCUCUUAAAUUUUCACAACCGUUUCUUUCUCCAGGAACACCUGGACGUCGUUCACGACAAAUGGAACACCUCGGAGUGGGAACUUGAAGAUGAAGUUUUGAAAAAGGUGGCCGCCAGAUACAGUCAUAUGUUUGCUCAGGUAAAAUAUAGAAAAGAAAUAGUUUUAUCAAUCAUUUAUAGGAGCCAUUCCUACACGAAUCCAUGAUGAUGGAAAGGGAGGAAGGCCUAAGUGAAGAAGAGAAAAAAGAGGCCCAGUUGCUUUUCGAGAAAGAACGACGGAUGGAGGUAACUAGGAUUAAAAUAAUGUAUUUCAAGAAAAUAGAAAAAUGGAAUUUUCCAAGUUCUUUGAAUCUAUGUUAAGAAAAUGCAGCAAAAAACGACCGAAAGCUUAAUAUUUGAGAAUUUUUUUUCAAAAACUUUUGGAAAAAGCCUGUAUAAUUGCAUUUUACUUUUUCUAUGCUUUUUUCAAAAGCUUUGGUCGCACUUGGAAUGGCUAAAAGCGUCUCGGUUGGAAUGAAAUAGAAGACCCGAUUCUCAACAGCUACCUCUAUUUUCUAUAAUGCAAUUCUUUUUUUCCUUAUAUAUAAAGAUAAAAAAAAUAAAAAGAAAAUUUCCAUCAUCAAAUAGUUUUUGUAUGUUCCAGUCGAGCAGCAUCUUCGAAAGUUCGAGCAAUAACUCAAUUUUGGACGCGGCUAGUCGAAGAGCAAACUCAAGUUUUGGUGCGCCGAACAAUUUCAACUUCAAUCCAUUCGACUUCUUUAAGUUUGGAUAUUCUAUGGUUCAGUUAGAAAAGGACGUUUCUUUCCAGCAAUCCGCCGCCGAUGAAGGCGACGCCGAUACCCGGAACCUUGCACAUGUUGCCGCCGGACUUUGCCAAUUACGGCGGGGCGACAAUGAUGAACGCCCAGAAUCCGAACGGAGGGAUGAAUAUGAGUUCGUUUUGAAACAAUAUAUCAAAAAAACAGAAGGACUGUAGAACUGGAACAAUUUCGAUUUUCAGUGAAAGAUCCGUCCUCGUUCCCCGGCGCUGAGUUUUCCCUUCCUGCCACAAUCAACGAAAGCGGAACGGUACAAGCCAUCACAACUGAUCGACGUAAGUUCAUUUUUUUCUCUGAUAAGUUCAAAAAUUGAGGGUGAAAAAAAGUUUUUUUCUUUUUCAGAACUUUUUUUCAGAAACUUACUAUUUUACAAGGAAACUGUUUCUGAACCCCAGUUGAAAUUUAUUUCGUAAAAGUUUGAGGGUUUGUCGAUUAGAAAACUUAUGAAUUUUUCUUUUAAGCGUUCAUGCUGCCGCUGGUCGGACGAGGCGGUCGACAACAUGCCUUGCCGCAAGGAAGUCAGGUGACUCUGGUGAAGCCGUCGCGAGGCGGCGUCUACCUGCAGCUCGACGAGAGCACCAUCCUCGACGCCUCUGGGAGCAUUUUCGAUCAGAGCUACGGUGGGUUUUGGGAAACACUUCGGUUGAUACAGCUGGUCUAUUCUGUCCGACUUGAAAGGCGGUGUGAAAAAAAAUUCCGUGAUGCUUUCCUAUGGUGCAAAAAUGUUUUUCAUUUUUCUUGAAACGAUGAAAAAAGUGGUUUUCUAGUCAUUCUCAUUCGAAAUAUUCCAGUAGUACCUCCGCAACGACGGAUGCUUCCACCGAAGCCGUUCGCCUCUGAUGAAAUCAUUGAACUCGAUUAA